GAUUUUGUGCAACUCAGACGUGGAGAAAGUAACUUGACAGAUUGUAUCCCAGGAAGUUUUUUUAAACAUUCAGAAAUCUGAAUUUUCAUGAUGAAACUACGUCUCCGUCUUUGGCUUUUUGUCCUGUGGCUGAAUGUGAAGACGUCUUUACAACAAAAUGAUCCCACAUGUGAAUUUGGCAUUAUACACAGUAAUCUCUUUGUGGCUGGUUUACCACCUCAGAAUCAGCCCAUCACAGCUGGACAUAAAUUACGUUUUCUCUGCAGUGAUGAGUACAAACCGAAAGGCUCAAAGGAAAUCGAGUGUUUGCAAACUGGACAGUGGAAUUCCCCAUUCCCAACCUGCUCUGAAUAGUGUGAAAAAUUACAAGAUGACAA
Melanotaenia boesemani (Boeseman's rainbowfish) is the source of this 377-nucleotide messenger RNA. Its product is annotated as C4b-binding protein beta chain-like. The coding region runs from base 88 to 354 and encodes 88 amino acids. The transcript has 3 exons. The record is from RefSeq and is a predicted model, not a curated record. NCBI's taxonomy places the organism in Eukaryota, Metazoa, Chordata, Actinopteri, Atheriniformes, Melanotaeniidae.